Limulus polyphemus (Atlantic horseshoe crab) is the source of this 1547-nucleotide messenger RNA. RefSeq lists its product as uncharacterized. NCBI's taxonomy places the organism in Eukaryota, Metazoa, Arthropoda, Merostomata, Xiphosura, Limulidae. The record is from RefSeq and is a predicted model, not a curated record. The transcript has 3 exons. Bases 116 to 457 code for a protein of 113 amino acids.
AUAUUUGAUUUUGAUUUUCUUACCUCUAGAUGAACUGGCGGUAACUGAUUGCACAGAAUGGCGGUUCCCAUGGCUAAUUGGAUUAUGUAUUUGUUUAGCUAUCCUACUUCUAGUGAUGCUUAUAGUUAACAUUUUCUUGUGUUCGUCGCUAACCUGUACUUGCACAAAAACAGAGGUUGUGGACAAGGAACCAUCUGAGAUGGAGGAUUAUGACCCCUAUAGAGUAGGGUGGGCUCCUAGCUCACACUAUGGAUCUCGAAACUCACUUAAUAAGCCAUACAUAUCAGGAGGUUCAACACUGAAUUCUAUUUCCCGCUCCAUGGGAUCAGGUAGUGACCAUUAUGCUAUUGUCCACUCUAGACCAAAUAGCAGGUAUUCUCAUCACUCUAGCAAAGAACCCCUCCACCGAGGUCCUGGGUCCACCCUGUCCAAUGGGCAGUACUCUUCCAGAAUUUGAUAUGGUAACUGGUUAUGUAAUAUAAAGGCCAAAUUUGUGUCAAACAUAUACCCAAGUCACAAGAUUUUGUUUCUUAUUUCACAAGAGUAACAUUUUCAAGCUGUUUUUACUCAAAUUAUGAACAAAAAAAUGCUAAGCUCUUUAAUAACUUUAUGAUCAGUAGUGUUAACCUCAAGUUUAGAUUGUCUGAGACCAGCAUUAAAAGCAUUACCAACAUGUUUUUUCAUGUUAAAGAUUAGGAUAUUGCACCGAGUCUUUGGCUAUGAAAAUAGGAUUAGUUGUGGUUACUGUCGAAACAUCUUUCUGCAAACUUCAAACUUGACCAGUUUCAACUCUCUGCUAGACACAUUCAUCAGAUGUUACAAAAUAGUUGUGUAGUUGAAACUAGUCAUAUCCAGAAGAGGUUGCAGUAAGAGUUUCGAAAGUUAACACAAAAUGAAUAUUAGAAUUUAUUCAAGGAUCACAUUGUACAGCACCAAUCAUUUAUUCAUAUGUUUAGUAAUAUCAUCUCAUUAAUCUUCAACCAGUGGUGCUCAGUCAUAAAUUUGUGUUUACCUGGUGAUGAGUUAGUAAAAUAUUUGAGGAAGUAAGUUAGCAUUAGUUCUAAUGUUUUAUAUUUAUUAAUAUUGGUGGGACUAAAUGUAAAUAACACCUAUUUUUAUUGACUUUUUUAUGGAACUAGCUAAUAACAUUUUAAAGAAUAUUAAAUCUUUUUUUUUGGGGGGGGGGGGGGAAAUAAACAAGUGGUGCUAAAAGCUACCAAAAGAACAUCUAUCUGAAAUGCCUUUUUGCAAGACUUCAGUUUGGACCAACUAGAAGCCUGCAACUGUCUUUUAGAAGUAGUUUUGACUGAAAAACAUAAAAACCAUACAACAGUUUUCUAGAAAGACUUUAGUUUAAAGAAAGUAGAAACCAUACAGCAGUCUUCUAGAAAGACUUUAGUUUAAAGAAAGUAGAAACCAUACAGCAGUCUUCUAGAAAGACUUUAGUUUAAAGAAAGUAGAAACCAUACAGCAGUCUUCUAGAACGACUUUAGUUUAAAGAAAGUAGAAACCAUACAGCAGUCUUCUAGAAAGACUUUAGUAGAAAC